Messenger RNA from Lachancea meyersii CBS 8951, 2022 nucleotides. NCBI's taxonomy places the organism in Eukaryota, Fungi, Ascomycota, Saccharomycetes, Saccharomycetales, Saccharomycetaceae. The record is from the annotation of a GenBank genome assembly.
AUGAAGCUCACGGACGGAGACUCGGAAGCAGAUUCGUCGCCGUUGUCGAAGUUGGACGAAGAAGAAAGCGAAGACGAGCUGAUUCUGAGCGACUUUGACGCGAGUUUUGCCAAGUUGGGGCGUGGAUUCCCCAACAUAAACUUGGGCGCAAUAUGGAACGGCAACGCAGGGAGUAGUAGGAGUGAUUUUGGCCACUGGAGCCGCAAAUUCCAGAUGAAUACGUUUCUGAACGAUCUUCAGAAGGGACUCAGCUUCUCCAAUGCCGUAACCCGACUCCAGACCGUCAAGGCCUUGACGGAAGAGGUGUUCAGCAACGCCGUCAAAAGCAGAGACAACUCAGGCUCGGCUGUGGAAACCCAGGAAGAGCCCUCGGGUCUCGUGCCGGCGCUGAGACCGAAAACGGCGCCGCCUUACAACGACAUGGUCAUCCCGCAAAACAAGGACCCGCAAAUGCUCGAGGAGCACCUACUGCGGCUAACCGAGUUGCCCAAGGACCAGAACAACAACGAGGAAGCGCUGCGGCGUCGAAUCCAGCAUAUCCAGAGUCUAGAGCUGGAACCCGGCAAGAAGGCGCUCAUGGUGCAACGACUCAUGAUGGGCAAGCACGUAGAGGAGCCUGCGCGACAGCAUCGAUCUCAUGAACACCAACAAGAAACCUCACGUGAAAGUGAACCCACAGAAGCAGAACGACAACCCACCUACCAUGAAAACGGGAAUUUUGGGUGCCCACACUACCAGCGGAAUUGCAAACUGCAGUGUCAUGAAUGUUUACGCUGGCACACCUGCCGAUUCUGCCAUGACGAGUCGCCCGAUGUGAGGAAUUCCGCGAAGCCGCAUUUGUUUGAGCGCUCGAAAACGGAGCGUAUCAUGUGCAUGCGGUGCCAACACGUUCAGAAACCCCAAAAAUACUGUGAAAAUUGCGACGAAGAAAUGGCCAUGUAUUACUGCGAUGAGUGCAAGCUGUUUGAUAAUGACGAGACGAAAGAUAUCUAUCAUUGCGACAAAUGUGGGAUUUGCCGACUGGGGCUGGGUCUCGGUAUAGAUUUUUUCCACUGCGACGGGUGCCAGGCGUGCUUGUCGAUAGAGUUGCAAAACAACCAUAAGUGUAUUGAACGAGCCACGAUGUCGAGCUGCCCUAUAUGCGGCGAAUUUAUGUUUACAUCCACCAAGCCCGUGGUAUACAUGUCGCCUUGCGGCCAUGCCAUUCAUCAGCACUGUUUUGACGAGUACACUAAUCACUCGUACAGAUGUCCGACCUGCCAGGUGUCAAUCUUGAACAUGGAGGCUCAAUUUCGCGUUUUGGACAAAGAAAUACAGGAACAGCCUCUUCCUUCACCAUAUUGCGACUGGAUUUGUUACGUAUCAUGUAAUGAUUGCAAGGCGAAAAGUACCUGUAAAUACCACAUUCUGGGACUUCGCUGUGGGAACUGCAUGAGUUACAAUACGACUCAAAUCAAACUGGUCAAACCUGAAGAAGAGGACCAGGAAGACAUGGGCGGAGAAUACCGGCCAGAGAACGAUGUUGAAGAUUUAGCUAACGAUAGAGCAAUGAGGAAUCUGAAUAUAAUGCGGCAAGAACUUUUGAGCGGUCAUUUUCAGCGUGAGGAAGUGUCGCCCCUGAUUACGGUCGAUAACAACGGCAUGCUCUCUAACAUCGAGCAGUAUAUGAACGAGUGUUUCCACGACCAGCCCGAGGAUGCACCGCACUUAAAACGCCGUGAAUCAGGGGAGUACAGCUCGCAAAAUGUUUUCAAUGCGGCUGGGCUUUUCAAAAACAGUGGCAUGCGCAAAGCUGUCGAGAAAGAUUUAGAGGUUGAAACUGCCGAGGGACAAGAUGCGUUAGCCAGUAGUGGCAUGAAGCGGGCUCCAUCUUUAACGGAUCGUCUACGACAAUUUCUCAACGAUUCGCCGCCGCAACUGUCGAUAUCAGAUGCAUUCCAGAAAUUCAUUCAAACCAGCCAUCAAGGUCUAUCGUCGGGGGACGAGGAUGAUGAUUCACCAGUCAGCGCUCCAGAUACAUGA